Molecule: messenger RNA, 3948 nt
Organism: Siniperca chuatsi (mandarin fish)
Lineage: Eukaryota; Metazoa; Chordata; Actinopteri; Centrarchiformes; Sinipercidae
Gene: bloc1s4
Product: biogenesis of lysosomal organelles complex-1, subunit 4, cappuccino
Exons: 5
Coding region: 2561-3286 (241 amino acids)
Cellular component (GO): BLOC-1 complex
Source: RefSeq, a predicted model, not a curated record
UCAGCAGUUACAUUUAUGGAUAAAUGCAGACAUCCAAAAGAUUUAGAUUGUGUCAUUUAAAAGUUCCUGAUUCCUCAUUUGUAUAAUUGUAUCUGUGUUGCAGCUGUCUCAUUUGAAUAGCUAUUACUAUUGCAGUUGUGAGGAUGUGGAUAAUAGCCUUCAGAAAUGCUAUGGAUAGUUUUUUUUAGUUAGUUAGUUUUUUUACCACUAAUGGGCAAAAACUGACUGAAAAUAGUCAGUGAUAUAUAAUGACCUGUAAAGAAAGAAAAAGCCAAUAACAAGAGGACACGAGUCAAAAGGUUUAAAAGUUAACAGAAAUGUUUCACUGACAGAUGAAAGUUUGUGAUUCAAUUUGACUUAGAUAAACCUCAUUUUAAAUCCUCAAUUUCAUCACUUAGUCACUUAGUUGUGUGUGCAUAGAUUAGCUAUAAUUUAAUUUGUUUCACCAAAUUUUUGUAGCAAAGAAAAGCUUUGUCUACUAAACAUACAGUAAACAAAGACAAUGUGACAUCCCAAGAUAUUUCCAGGUCAGCUCGAGUGGGUUUUAGGGGGGAAAACUAUAUAAAACAACACAAAACGUCAAGUUUUGGUUACAGCCCCUCAGGAAUACAAGUCAGGAGCUCUUGACUGCUGACAGUCAACAAAGCAAAUAAUCAUGGCAGAGGCUGACAUCACAAUUUCUUCACCAACGGCAGCAUCUGUAGACAAGGAAUGCCUAACCACAAAACAUGUUGUAAGUGCUGUGACUUUUUCAGGAAAUUACUUGUGGUGUUAAUUACCAUUCUGCAGCUACAGUAAAAACCGUGAAGAUGUUUUAACCUCAGUACCUAUAUCAAAGAAGGUAAAACCACACUGAUUACUUGUAAUAUGACUAUUCACAGAUGAUGAACAAUUGAGAGCACUUCAUUGUCACUUUAACCUCACUCCAGUCAAGUAAAUCUGCAGUUAAAUGCAGCAAAACCAUGCUUGUUGGAGGCAGUAGUCAGGUGGAGGGGAAGUGGGUAGCACACACAGGUCAAGUUUCAUCGCAAGAUAAUUUACUCUAGACGUCACGUGGUGAAGACGGAAUAUCUGAAGGUUGAAUUCCGUUUUUCAGACACAACCGGUCUUUAUCAUCCUCUGGCUGCUAGCUACAGCCAAUAUAUUCAACAUGGACAUGCAGCAGGAAUGCAGCUGUGUGCUGGGUCAGAGGCCCUCCAGCAGCAGCAAACUCCUUUCACCUCUCUGCUAAUGAAUGUUUGUCUGCUGUGUUUACUAAAGAUGCCACACUGCUCAAACAGAUCAUAGAUCAUUGACACCCAACUGAUCUGCCUUGACUACAGCCUGCACCACCAAUCAGCAGAUUUUAGUGUAUUGGCAGAUCCACAAUCCUGGAUGUCACACAAAUACAUCUUGGCUAUCAGUGCCUUUAACACUGACUUUCAAUCAUGGGCAACCUGCAUAUGAAUUAUAAAAGUUAAUAUCAGCAGAAGACAUGCACAUGCAGUAGGUCCUUGUAAUCUGAAAUUGUUUUAGCACUAAUGUCUGAAAGAACUAUGUUCCUCACAUGUAACACAGAUGCUCAGCUGGAAAAUUUGACAUUCAAACGUAGACUGAUAAAGCUGACAGUCUUGUUAAAGAUUACAUUUUAAAAAACAUCUAAAAUAAGGAAAGUCAAAUUUUGAUGUGCAAAAAAUCCUCAGAGGAGAUCACUUUAAUGCCACCCAUGUGAUUCUUUUACCUGACCAUGUCCAAAUGUAUAUUUUAUAUUGAGGAAUCCAUUGCUGCAUCUUCUCUUCAAACUGAUUUGACAGCUAAUCCAUUCUAUUAGAUAUUUUGUAUGUUGGUGUGAUAAACCUUUUAAACCAAUGCGAUAGUUUAUGCCUCUGCGUCAGACCUGUGCAAACCACUGAAGUCCAUUGCCAUGCAGUAAAUCUGGUUGCCAUCUGCUGGCCGAGAUUGCAAUGACAUAGUAUGUCAUGAACUGUACAAUACAUGCAAUGAACAUCAGUGUCACAAAAUACUGACAUUAGCAUUUUAUAAUUGAUAGGACAAUAAUUUCUCACGAAGAGUCGUUAAUGGGGUUUUUUUUUGUUGUUGAAAGAGUAAGCCUACAAUUUUAAAUCAUGACAUGAAAUUACUUUUUUAAAACUAUCAGACACAUCACCAUAAUUUUGUGCCUUUCCCGUUUCUAAAGUAAUUUGCAAAUUAUUUGUCUGACAUCUCUUUUGACUCAUUAUCAUGAACGACUACCCUGUCCGUCUAUUCACUACAAGCUCUGCUUCAAGACAAUUUUUGAUGAGUAUAUCACAGUGUUUGUGAUUAUCUUUCUGUGUUUAUUUGCUUUAGGGUUUGGAAAUAUGUACUUCAAUGAGGCCUAUACAUGUACUGAACAUUUACAGCAUAUUAAAGUGGGCUAAAAAGUAAAGGGUGACGUUUUCAACGCUUUAUUGUGCGCUACACUGUUUUGACCCCAAUGAGCCACCAUCGGCUGCACAACACACGUAAUCCAGUCAGUUGACAAGACAAACCCACAUUUUAUAUGGGCAAAACACGGCAGUAGAUCAGAAAGACGGGUGUCAUGGACCAUCAUCGAGUAGAUAGAGUGGGCCUACUGUCUCCCCUGGAGGAGUCCAGCGCCGAGAUAAGCAGAGACAGCGGCAUUGUCUCCCAAAGCGCGAGCAGUUUGUCCAUGGUGAGCGAAAUCCUCAGCAGCGGUACUGUGUCGCAGAGCCCCAGUUUUGGCGCAGCAGCUAACGUUAUCACUCGAAGCCCGAGCCUCAACGAAGCAGCAGAGCCCGCGACAACCGACCAGCACUACCCUGAGCAGGACGACGAAGUCCUGAGACACACCGCCCUCAGCUACUCCUCCUAUAUCAGGGCGACAGCAGGAGAAGAGAUCCUGUGUUUGGAGAAGAGCUUGGAAGAAAUGCUGACGAGAGUAGAUGAGUUUGUUGGAAUGCUAGAUAUGAUCCGUAAUGAUACCUCCCAGAUAGUGAAUGAAAACCUACCUCAAAUCCAGCAGAAGUCUGAUGAAAUGAGACAAAUAUACAGAAGAAUUGAUAAGUUAGAGGCCUUUGUAAAAAUGGUGGGAGCCAAUGUCAACGCGAUGGAGGAGCAGGUCACGCAGGCAGAGGGAGAACUAGGAACACUACCGGGUGCUUUCAAGAAGAUCCUCCGCACAAUGAGUGUCCCAGGCUUCUUAAAUAAACCGGCCAGCCCAAGAAGACCAGCACCACAUCAGCGUCAAGAGAUCCCCAGCGUGUUCCAGACAGAUGAUUAUUUCACAUCACAGCCAGAGCAGUGAUGCGCUAACAUUUAACACAUAACUUGGUUCUAACCUCAGAGGCCUGUUGGGUGAAACUGUAGAGACAACUUGUACUGCCAUCCAUUGCAAGAGGAUCUAUUGGUGCAGUGGCCUCAACAAAGCAAUAGUAGCCUUUCUGAACAAGUCACUGGUCAAGUGCAAGACAUUCUGCAUUUUUGAGUGUCAUUUUCCUGGCAGCAACAAGCACUGAACUGUAGCAAAAUGAUUUUAAAAGUGCCUAAAUGGGUCUUAUUUCUGUCAGUCUUGUUUUCACUAGUUAGAAAACAAUGUCAGAUGUUGGAUUUGUGCCAAGUCAGGAGGACAAAGUCAUCCCACUUGCCAAUAGGACACUGUAAAGAAGGAACAAUAGGAGGAGCUGUAGAGAUCUUAAGAUGUAUUAACCCAUCUUUUUUUAUAAUUACAUUCUUGUUACUGGUGUUUGUAACGACCUGCACGCUGUUAUGAAUUAAUCUGUAUUUCUAUUGUCUCAUCACUCUACCCAAGCAAUAUUGAUCUCCUCCGGUUAAGCAUUUAAUGUCUUCCAUUUAAAAAUAUUAACUUUAUUGCUAGCCUGAUGUUACUGUCUAUGGAUGACAGUUGCCUCACUGAUAUGGGGCUACAUCUUUGAUGGCACCUUUUCAAUAAAAGCACAUUGUAGAUGA